This is a messenger RNA of Podarcis lilfordi (Lilford's wall lizard), 18386 nucleotides long. Lineage: Eukaryota; Metazoa; Chordata; Lepidosauria; Squamata; Lacertidae. The record is from the annotation of a GenBank genome assembly.
AUGGUAAACUAACGUCUUGUGACCCGGAUAAGGCGGGAGCUGAAGCCUCACCUCCUGCAACGGCAAACGAUGAUUGGCCAAGAGCUGUAGCCGGUGCAGUUGACGGAUUGGUUGUUGAAGGAGACGGGCGGGGGAGAGAUGAGGAGCGUGUGUGGGAAUGAACUGCCGGGACUUGGCGGCUGCUGAGGUGACUGAGAAAGGAGUAUUACCGGCAGGGCGAGGCGGUGAGUCUGAGCGGCGAGGGCGGCGGCCCUCUCCGUUCGUGCUGCGGUCCCGGGGUCCGCUGCUGCGGUUUUAGCCCUUCGCGCGGCCCUUGGUACGGGACGGGCUUUUGAACCGGCUUCGGAGGGGGCUGAGGGAGAAGUUGGCCGUCCGGACUUGAGGAUGCCCACACAGGCGCCUGAUGGGACCCGCCAAUCCCGCCCCGGUGCGGCUGGGGGUGGGAGCGAGUGGCUUGGCGGGGGCCGCUGCCCCAGAGCGCCGCUUAGUCCCAACAUUUCGUUGAGAGCACUGUUGCUUUCCCUCCGCUUUUCCUAAAAGCGGGCCUUGAUCCGAGGCACACUCCAACCUGGGAGCAUGUAGCACUGUAGCGCUAGCAGUAAAAAAAAAAUGGGGGCGAGGGUGCCUCUGAGCAUGUGCAGUGCCCUCCCUCCUCCCCCCCUUGAGUAAUCGCAACCCGCCGUCGCGUUGUCGAGGAAUAAGGGCACAGAGUAGGCAGAAAAGCCUGAUUUCCAGGGUUAGGCCUAAAUCUGGCCGCUCCUUGGGUUACAAAAUAGGCACUCCUUUUUUUUUCCUUUUUUUUCAGAAGUCAAGUGAAAGGUCAAAAUGCUCCGCCGUCUGAGUUCUCUCUUUGUCUCCAGUGUGAGGACACUGGUUAGACAGCGGCUAACCUUGAGAAGCUCUGUUCUUUUCUCCUACUGCGUCCUAGUAAACAACACUGUGGGCCAUCGCUGCUAGCACUUUGAAACUUGCCUGCCUGUGCCAACUCAGUGGUGACUUCUGUAAACAAAAAGCAGAGGCGGGGAAGCAAGGCAUUUUGACUUUUUUGUCGGUACUGAGAUCAAGAUUUGUUUUUGCCAUAUUUGAAUACAUUGACACACACACACAUCAAAAACUUGUAUCUAACAUAGCUAGACCUAGUUCAUUCUGGUGCUUCUUACAUUGCUAGGUAUAUAAAAACAAGUUGUGCAGAGAAUAAUAGUGUGUAGAAAACAUAGUUGCAUUUAGGUGGAAGUCAUUUAGAAAUUGCAAGUUACUGUCUUCUAAUGCUGAUAGGGAAACCCAGUCACAUGGGUAGGGUAUAAAUAAUAAAAUAAUAAAAUUAUUAUUAUUGAGACAAGUAUUUUUAAGGUAACAUAAAAACGAGGACUCUUUGUUCUUCAGGAGUGUGUGUUCUGUUAAAGCUCAGGCAGCAUUUUGGGAAAGGAGCCAUAGACCAAUGGUGGAACACAUGUUUUGCAUGCAGAAACUGGCAUCUCCAGUUAAAAGGAUCAGGUAGCAGGUGAUGAGAAUGCCUGAGGCCCCAGAGAGCUGCUGUGAGUCAAGGGAGAUAAUACGGGGAUAGAUGGAAGUAUUCUGAUCUCUGAUACAAAGCAGCUUCCAGUAUACUGUGCUUAUUGUGGCAACCAGUGUUUGUACCGCAAAUGAAAAUUCUCUGCACCUAUAAAUUAGGCAAAUGUUUUAAAAGGAAUAUAAAAGCCUUGCAUUUCUGUUUCAUUAUCAUAGGUAUUUGUAGGACUUUAAAAUAUGAACAUUAUUGUUUCAGACUAUCUAGCUUAAAAUGGGGUUUGCCAAAAUAAGUGGCAGUUCAAGAAAACAUAUCUCUGAACUGCUUACAGAAUAAUUGCAACUGAGCAACAUGUGCAAAACUGGUAAUUUUGAGUAGCAAACCCUCACCUCUAGCCAGAUCAUUAGGUUGAUUCAUCCUCAGUUAGUGACCACAAAGUCAAAUGGAAAGUGAAUAGGGAUUGCUUAUGUACUCUGAGAUAUAAUGCAUAUAUUAUGUUCUUGGUAUCUUAUGUAUUACUGGGUAUACUUAGAAAACACUAAAUAAUAUUCUAAAGCACAUAAGGGAUCUAGGUGCUGCAGGCUUACAACCUACUUAAAAAAGAAGUAGUGGGGGAAGGAAUGAAGAAAGACAGGAGUGUAGAUAUUUAAAUCCAAACGGCACUUGCUGGCUGCUGUAUGCAAUGAAGGUUAACUGUUUGUGUCCCCUGUUGCCAAAUCAGCCAUUUGCAUUUUGAGGUAUAUAAAUUGAUUUUUCCAUUAGUUUGGGAGUUCCAUUACACUGGCCUAGUUUGCAUGUCACAAUAAGUCACAAUUCAUCUUAAACAGUGUUUUAAUUGUGAAUGUGGCUGUCACGUGGGUCCCUAUGGCAUCCCCCCUGUGCAGCACCCACACAGCUCAAAUAAGCAAUAACAUGACUUGCUGUGUAGCUUAAUUUUGGACCAUGCUCUAUUUGUUUCAAAUAAACCAAGUGUAGUAAGCAUAUAGCUCAGUCGGAAGAGCAUGAGACUCUUAAUCUCAGGGUCAUGGGUUUGAGCCCCACAUUGGUCAAAGAUUCCUGCAUUGCAGGGGACUAGACUAGAUUAUCCUUGUGGUCCCUUCCAACUCUAAUACCAAUAUUUGUUCCUGUGGCAACUCAAGGUGACUAUGAGUUGUAUUUCAUGAAUUUCUACUCAGAGUAGACCAAUUGAAAUUAAUUACUCCAAGUAGGUCUGUCAUUGACUACCGUCCUAUAUGUUUCCUCCUCCUGGACAGAACAUUUUAAAGGUCAGGAUAAAAAAAAUACUUUAAAAUAUUGCUUUUCUUGACAAUGCAGCCUGGCUCUGUAAGCUGCUUUUCUUAGCUGAGGAAGCACAGUUAGGAUAUGGCAGAUGAGUAGAGGCCAAGGAGGGGAUUUGUUGCUCAGUGGUAGAAGAGCACAAACUUUGCAUGUAUGAAGUCCCCAUUUUGAUCUUUGGUAUCUUCAGUUGGAAGAAUAAUGUAGUGGAAGAAAAUCUGUCUAAGACUCUAGAGAGCCAAUUCCAGUCAGAAAGACUCACCUGGAAGACUGUUUCAUCUUUUUCCUGUACAGAUAGGUACAAAAAGUUAGCCAUGUUAGUCUGUAGCAGCAAAAGCAGAAAAUGUCGUAUUAUGGCAUAUGAGUUCAUGAAUAUAAGUCCACUUGCAUCUGAUGAAUUAGUCCACUUGCAUCUGAUGAAUAAGUCCACUUGCAUCUGAUGAGUCUAAUCCCUGAAAGUUUAUGUCAUAUUACAUUUGCUAGUCUUUAAAUGUAAAUGUGGGUAGGUGGCAUUGGUGGGGGUUUUUUUUGGGGGGUGGGAUAGGGGUAGGGGGAUAAUCACAAAUAAGUGGCAGUAGAAAGCCAUGCAGGUACCCAUCAUAAUUUCAGAUUGCUUUGUUGAGAAGCCAAGGGGAAGUCAAAGUUUGCAAAGAGGGCUCCUAAUAGUUUCCCCUUCUACGGCUUCCAGAAUAGAAACAUGGAAUUACAGUACGUAUUGUCAUGUUUAGUUUUGAGAAUGGGGUGAUACAUUAUUUCCCAGAUGGGUCAGAGAAGAACUUGCUGCUAGCAGAUAUUUGUGCUUUCUUAAGAAAGUAUGCUUUAGUCUUCUGGAAUGAUCCAUCUAAGUCUAAGAAAAUGAUUCCAGGUUCAAAGGGAUACAAAAUAAAUGGCAGCCCUGAACUGCAUACCAUGUACUGCAUGUGAGAAACUGUCAACUGAACAGCUGCACCAGCAUCUCAAACAUCCCAUAAACGGUAAACCUCAAGGCAGUACAACUGAGGUUGCCUGUGCCAAGUUUCCACAUGAAGAUAUUAUUACCUAGGAGUGGUAAACUGUUGACUAAAACAAGCUUGUAAUGAAAGCACUGACAAUGAAUUAACUACAACAGUUCUUGCUAGAACUGUCCCAAGUGUCUUGUAGUCUGCUGACUUGUCAUUUUUUAAAAAAUUCCAUUCAGUUUUCCCAUUAUGUAGCAGAUUAAGAAGUUUAACAAGUUUCCAAAAUGAUCAUAAUUAUGUUCACAUUAUCAAAUUCGUCUUCUUUCUUAGAGGAACUAAACUGAGAGCAGUAGGUAUUUGUAGGUUUUUUGAUGAUGUAUGCAUUUGAUUCAAAAAUCCUGAAAUACACCAUUUUCAGGCCAAGGGCAUAUUGACCUCAAGUUGCCAUGUAUAUGUGGGUAUGCAAGACCAAAGUGUAAAUGGAGACAUGGUGAGAACUGCAGCUCUCAAGGCUAUUUUCUGAACAAAUUUCUCACCAACUAUUUCAUGCUAUCUUAAAUCAAGUUUUAUCAUUUAUUAUUUGUUUCUGUUAUAAAAAAAAAUUAAAGGACAAAUUUUGGGCAUUUGUCACAGGACUGGAAGCAGUAUACGAUUUAAAAAUUGAAACAUUGUGGGGUAAGGCUUAGAUGUGCACAAGAUAUAACCAGCGUUCCUUGUGAGAGGUGUUUGAAUGAAAUAUAAGCUUAUUGAAAACAUAAGCUCUUAAGAAUCUUGUCUUUUAAUUAUCGCUAGUACUUUCUUGUCAGUUAUGUUCCAUAGAUACACAGAUACACACAUUCAGAGUGGAAUCCUGGCAGCUACAUUCUGAACCACCUGAAGUUUCCAAAGGCAGCCCCACAUAGAACAUAUUGCAGUAGUCUGGUUGGAAUAUGACCAAAAUGUGGAUGACUGUGGCAGAGUCAUCCCAUUCAUGUUAGGGGGGCAGUUGGCAUACGAGCCAGUGCUGAUAAAACAAAAACCAAAAACACUCCUGGUCACUGAUACUUACUGGGUUUCCCCAGUCAGUGCCAAAUUCAUGAGCCCUCCCAAACUGCACACUUCUUCUAUCAGGGAGAGUACCAGUCCAUCCAAAACCAGUUUUAAACUUUCUUCUGGAACUGGGGAACUCCCCACUCACAGCAUCAUCUUGCUCUGAUUCAGUUUUAGCUUGUUUGCUGCAUCCAUCCCAGAACUGCCACUCGAUACGGUCAUACCUCAUGUUAUGGAUGCUUCAGUUUACGUGUUUUCGGAUUGCGGACUGCGGGAAAUCCGGAAGUACUGCAAUGGGUUACUUCCAGGUUUCGCCACUCGCGCAUGCGCAGAAGUGCUAAAUCACGCUUCGCACAUGCGCAGAAGCACCGAAUUGCGCCUGCGCAGACCCGGCGCUUCAGGGUGCGUACGCUGCAGAUUGCGGACGUGCCUCUGUCGUGGAUUAUGUCCACAACCCAAGGUUCCACUGUACUGGUUUAGGAUUUCAACAGCCUCCUUGGGAACUGAACAUGGAAAGGAAAGGUAGAGCCAAGUGACAUCAAUAUACAGAUGACCAAACCUGCUUGCACCCUAGAACUUUAUUUUCAAUUUAUGGAAAUCCUAUUUGACAGCGCCUGAAAGUGAGUUUACAAAUUACAAUCAAUAAAUACUGAUUGCUUACUUGCGGUGAAAAUUGUGGACUUAGCUUUUUUUGAUAUGUUUUCUUCUAGAUCAUUUCUCAUAGUUUGAAAGAGUUGCACACAGAUACUCAUGGUUUCACACUUUUUUUUCCCCUCCCCAGAGUGACUAUGGAACAUUUGCAUUCCAGCAAACUGAGGUGGUUAGCUUACAAGAUUGUGGAAACCCUGCAUUGUUCCAGAUGAUUUACUGGAUUAAGCACCUACUUAGAGUGAUCUUUGAGAAAGCAGCAUUAACUAUGGAAUCAGUAAGUGUUAUAGUGAAGUACAGACCUGCCUGGCUGUUAGGAUCAGUGUGAAAUAACCUAUUGACAGUGCCACCCUUUUGAGGGUCAUGGGGCAGUAGUGUUUGAGAGUAUCUUUUUGUGUCUGUGGCCCCCAGGUUAUAGAACUCCUCCUCCAAAGUGCAUUUGGCCUUGCCAUCAUACACGUUUUGUCAACACAUCACAGUAUGCUUUUUUGCCCAGGAGUUAGAUGAAUGUUACAUUGGAAGGGGUAGUCAAAUCUCUGUACAGUGGUACCUCUAGUUACGAACUUAAUUCAUUCCGGAGGUCCGUUCUUAACCUGAAACUGUUCUUAACUAGAGGUGUGCUUUUGCUAAUGGGGCCUCUUGCUGCCGCUGCACCGCCAGCACACAAUUUCCAUUCUCAUCCUGGGGCAGAGUUCUCAACUCGAGGUAACUCUUCCAGGUUAGCGGAGUUUGUAACCUGAAGCAUUUGUAACCUGAGGUGUUUGUAACUCGAGGUACCACCGUAUAAACACUUAAAUUUUUUUAUUUAUUCAGGCUUUGAUCCCAUCCUUCACCCUAAGGUUCCAAGGAGGAUUACUUAAAAUUGGGAGAAUAGAUUAAAACAAUAAAACAUCAAUUAAAAUAUAAUUUAAAAGAAAGUGGAGCUUGAAGUCACUACUGAUCAUCCGUAAUUUCAAGCCCUGCUUAAUUGGUCUUGUAUUUCUAUUUUUAGCAUGGCUUGUCAUGCUACGAAAGAGAAAUGACUCACCUUAAGUCGACAAGUGAGUGGGCUUGUUUGUCUGCAUCCAUUUCAAAACUGUCAAAAUGGUGGUGGAGGAACUCAAGGUCUGGCCCACUGGCCAGAUUCAUUUCCUUAUCCUUGCUCUAGUCUUCUGUCCACAUGAGAAUUCCAGUGUAGAUCAUCCUUGUUAAAACAUAAUGCAUGAAAUCUCAUGGUAGCUGUUCUGACAGCCGAACAGAUUUCCUUCCCCCCCUGCACAUCCCCAAACCUGCCCUGUUCCUUUUUUGGGGGGGGGGGGGAUGAAAAAGUUCCAUUGCACAAGUAUUUGUGUCUUGAUGGAUGAUGCUGCACAAUGAACUUUUCUUUAUACAGAGGCAUUGCGGUGCACAUCUGCAUAUUUAUUCAAAAGUGCAUUAACGGGCUUACUCCCAGGUGAUAUGGAUUUGCAGUGAAACUUAAAGAAACAAAUUAUUUCCAUGAUAGGCAGAUCAUGUUAGGCAGUAAUAAAACUGUUUUUCUUUUAUCCUUCCAGUUGCUUUGGUCUAGUAAGCCUUAUGGUCGCGAUAGAAGUAUUGUAAGGAAAAUUGGCACCAACCUCUCACUGAUACAAUGUCCAAGAGUUCAGUUUCAGGUAAGAUUUUAAAUAUUUGUUUCACUUUCCAGAGGGAAAUUAAAUUAAUCUUAGUGGUCAGAGCAAACUAAUAGGAUCUGGGUCUAGGCUGUUGGUACGUUUUUUCAUCUGUGAAUUUGAAAGCUCUGUCAAAUAUCUCAUAACCAGCAUACUUUUCUCCAAUAGGAAACUACUACAACUGUCUAACAGUUUUAAACAAAACAGUAACCAUCAAAAAUUAAGCAGAGAUCAUUCAUUCAUUCAUUCAUUGCAUUCAUAUAUACUGCCUUUCUGCCAAGGCAGUUUACAAUUUGUAAGUAUGAAAAGAAACAAUAUAACAUGGCGAGUAAAGCAGGCCAUGUAGUUUGUCUAUACAUGCCUCCCUUGAUCUCUUCCUCACAGGACAGAUGGUGUCCAUCAGCUCAGGGGUGGCCAGGGAGAGGGGACAGUGUAUCUGAAGCAGGCCUUGAUGUUUUACAUAGGGGGGAGGCUUCUCCAGGGAGGGAGACAAUAUAAAUAUUGUCAAAUAAAGAGAAAAAAUAUUCUUGAAAAAAGCUUCAAAGGACCAGCUUUCAGGAUGUACUAAUGUGUCAGGUGAGGUAUUGGGAGUCAGAGAGAGAGAAUGGACCUGUUUGAAGCGCCUAAAACUUAUAGCAAAUGUGUUUGUGAGCUUACAAUACUCACCUCUUUGUGCUAUACGCCACUUAGAAGGUCUGAAGAGACCUCCAAGUAUCCUCCUCUUAGGAGCUGGAGACACACUGCAGCAUUUUGUUGAAGGUUCUGUAUAAUUAUUAAAAUUUACCUUUGUCAUUAUGUUUUAAUAGUUUACAUUCUCUAUCUUCUGAGCAGCCUGCUAACCCAACAGACAGGUUUUACACAUUGUAUAACUUCCUUUAAAACUGUACCUCUGUUAGUUGUUUUUAAAAUUGUUGAAUGUCAUGGGGAAACGUCUUAAAAUAUAUCUUAUGGGAACAUUUAUUCAGCAAGAUAUUGUGAGUUGGAAGCUUAAUAAUAUUGACUCUGGGGAAUAGUAGCGAUAGCUGUCAUUAAACAUCUGCCUACAAGUCCAGGGAACUCUUCCAGUGAAUAUUCUGGUGCACUUCCUAGUGUAGAUCUAUGCUUUGAAAAGUUUGCUUUCAUGAAAAUAAAGUUAAGCAGUUUUAAAUCUUUUCUGUGUCUCUGUCAUCUUAGAAGAGGGAUUUGUCCCAGUCUUCUUCCUAUUGUAAAGAGGUUAUGCAUGUUGUAUUAACUUGCUAUAGAGUAACUUUGUGGAGCAGCAGAGCCUAUUACUGCAAAUGUUGAGUGAGUGAUUGUCUCUAAUGCAGCUAGAAAUUGGCUCUGAACUUGGGAAUUUUUUUAUGGAAACAGAGCUCCUUUUGUCUACAGCCCCAGGAGUCACAUCUAUGACUCUUUUUAAAUCCUGGCAUGUUGACAGAGUAAAUGGUAAUUAUCUUCUCGGAUGUUUCCUUCACUGCAUACCCGUAUUCCCAUUCUGUGUUACUGUUAUGAAGCUUUGGAAAUGGGGUUCAGCAAUGGCUUGUUAAGGUGUCACUGUAAGUUGAAAAAAAUCUGUAUAUGGCCAGCUCUUGCACAAAGACUUUCUAUAUGCUUAGAAGGGAGAGCUCCAAUUGCAUUUACUCAACCCACACUUUGCCAUGUAAAAGCUGCUUGUGAUUCAGCUGUGUUAAGAAAGGUCAGACAAAGGAUAAAAAGUAUCAAGAAGCUUUUAACAUGUUGUGUUUUGUUGCGUUUUCAUAUAUUCUGUUGGAAGCCACUCAAAGUAGCUGGGGCAACCCAGUCAGAUGAGUGGGGUACAAAAAAUAAAUAAUUAUAUUAUUAUAACUACUAGAGAGUUGAUAGGGACACAACUCCCUUGUUACAAGAGCUUCACUGGCUACCAGUCUGUUUUCAGACACAGUUCAAAGUGCUGGUUAUGUUAUCUAAAGCCAUAUACAGCUUUGGUCCAGGCUAUCUGAAGGACCAUAUUCUCCUAUUAAAACGUGUCCAAGCUCAGGUCUUUGGGGGAGGUUUUACUUUUAGUCUUGCCACCUUCACAGGCAUGCCUCAUGGGGAUGCAGUAGAGGGCCUUCUUGGUGGCUGCUCUGAGACUUCGGAACUCCCUAAAGAAGCUGGACUAGCUUCCUCCUUGUCCUUUUGCCAACAAGUGAAGUCUUUUUCCCCCAGGAUUCUGGAAACUGGCUGUUCUUAAGGAAAGGCCUCUUAAUAGUGUGCUGUACAGUUUUUUUACUAUCUGCAUUUUAGUAGUUUUUUACAUUGUUUUAAUUCAGAAUACAAUUUAAUUACUUUUUAACAAUAACCAUUUAUACCAAUUGUGUUUUAUUGGUAUUUGUUUUAAUUUUUGUGAGCAGCUGUGAGUCCUAGUUCUGGGGGAAAGGCACAGCAUAAUUACAAUUAAACAGAAUAAAUAAAUAAAUAACAGUUUUGUGGCACCUAAAAGACUAACAAAUUUCUUAUGGCAUAAGCUUUCAUGGACUACAGUCCACUAAAUCAGAUUAGCUUACAAAAGUAUAUAUUAUAAUGUGUGACUUUUUAGGGUGCCACAAAAUUCUUCAUUUUUGCUGUAAGAUACAGUACUAACAUUGCUUCCCAGCUGGAGGAUUAAUAUAUACAGGUAUACACUUUCAUAAUUAUUUCUUCUCAGUGUUAGCCUGGAGUUGUAUAAGUGCAUUUUUGAGUUGUGGAAACACAGUUAAAUGGGAUGGAGUUGGAUGAAAAGUCCUAAAGAUACAUAGAAUAGUAGACACUUUUAUUUAUAACUAAGUGAAAAUCAGAUGGAACAAAAUGGUGAAACAGGGCUGGGGAAGAAGUGUUGGCACUUCAUAUAAAGGUGGAGAGAAAUAGAUACAUAGAAUCUUUGAAGGGCAAACAAAUGUAAUAGAAAUACAUGUUUCAAAUAUAUAAAGAGCAUUAUUUUGACUUUUAGAAUAAUAUGUGUUCCUUCAAUAUAAACAAGUGUAACCUUUUUGGAAUCUUAGUUCUGUAAUAAUACAAGUCAUAUUGUGAUUAUAUGCCAAAUGCCAGAUAAGUGUUUGUAGGCUGAGGGUGCCACUGCCACCCAGGAUUUUGGUUUUGCAUAUGCUUGUUCUUCUGUUACAUUUCUGACAAUAGUUCCACAGAUUUUUAAUAAAACUGUGUCCUUGUGAUGCAUGCAGUUCUGAAGUUACUGUUUUAAUUAAACGUGAUUUACAAUAGCAUUCAUUCUUCAAAUUUGAAAGUGGGAGGAAAUCUUUCAGGGAAUUUUACAUUAGUUGUGAAUUCUGUGUUUUUAUUGUAGUCGUAUGACAGUAGCAUUUAAUUUUACUGAAAUCUUGUGGGUUCUAAAUUGUUCUUGAAGAGAAAAUAUAUUCAAGUAUAGUAAUGAUUUUAAAUUUAUGACUACAUUGAAGUUAGCUGUUUCAAAAUACACUUGUGUGAUACAUUAAAAUGAGCAUAGUUUCUAGCCUUUUUAUAAAAGGUAAAAAGAACAGAUGUUUCCUUCCUUUGUUGGUCCACCUGCAUUGAAACUUCUUUGUUACACACUUACCUGUUUCCAGUUAAAAUGGGCUUUGAGGUUUAGCUGUUACCUCUUAACAUGAAAAUGGACAGCAUCAACAAGGUUUAUUUGGGAAAGAAAGGAAUAGGAAGCAAGGACUAAUAUUUCAUCUUUAUCUGCAAAAUUUUCUCACUGGCCUGCAUCCAUAAAAUUAUUCACCAGGAAUAAGAGCUUUGGCCCUCUGGUAAGCCAGGAUUCCUGAUAAUGAAGAGGAUCCUCACUCACUGAAGUCUGUUAUUUGACACUGAGCUUUUGAGCCUGUUCUACUGCUUGAAAGCUCGGUAGGACAUGAGACCUUUCCUCUCACUUGCAGCAGUGGGGAGAGGUUGGUUCUUUCUGUGCUGCUGACCAUGCAAAAGCAGCACAAGGGAUUGGCUUCAGCCUGCUCCAGAAGCCCAGCACCACAGAGACAAACACCCCUCUGUAAAUCCUUUGGCAUGUGUGCCAGGGAGGAUCGAUGGUGAGCACAAAUGAUGGCUUUCUCUGGAACUGAGCCAAGAAUGUGUGAACCCUACAGAUAUUUCCAACAAAAGUGGGAAGCAGCUAGAGGAGAUAGUAUGCAAACAUAUUCUUUGGGUACAGUUAAUGUGGUUUCCAAGCUGAAAAGGUUAUUAUAUCCAUUCCCUAAAUUGAACAGCCUUAUAUUACUCAGUUGUGAGGAUUUGAUAUGUGUCACAGCAGCAGAAUCAGUGCCAAGGUUGAACUCUUGCUUUUUUCUAGAUUGUUGCUACACUGAAACUUUUCUAUAGUGUUCUCUCUUUCCCUCUUUUUUCUUUCUUUCUUGCUUUAGCUAUUAUAUCACAGGAUCGUGCACUGAACCUGCAGUAAGUCAGUUUUGUCCUUUCUCAUUAAACUUGAUUAAGCUAUUAGUGCAUGCUUGUAAUCAUAAUGAACUGCUAUUAAGAACCAUAAAUCAAAUUAACUUUUAGAGCCUUAAUUUUCUGCUUGAUCUUACAUAGGGGGCUUUAACUGCUGCAAGUUUUUGUUCUGCAACUGUGGGAGAGAAACUGUUGAGGCAAUCCUGUGCACACUUACUCAGAAGCAAGACCCACUAUAUUCAAUGGGACUUAUUCUGCUCAAGUGGGCAUACGAUUGCGGCUUUAAUAAGACGUUGUGACUUUAAAGUUGUAGUAUAGUUGGACAAAGAAAUGUGUGGUGGGUGAUUUGGAUGCUUGCCACAGACGGGGAUAUGGGACUCUUGUACUCCCAUCAGCCCUAGCCAACAUGGCCAGUGGAAAGAGAUAAUUGGAGUUGUAAUCUAACAUCUAGAGGUUUCCAUGUCGGCUGCCCAUAACCUAGAGACUGAAGCACUAAGAAGAUAAAAAGCUCUAAACCAGCACUUCUCAAGUUAUCUGAUGUGAUGGAUCAGCUAUUCCCUCCCCUAAUGUGCUAAGAACUAGUAACAUAUUUGGUCCCUGAAAUGCCCCACCCAACCUGGGCUGUGUGGAGUUGCCAGGGGCCAGCAACUGAUGACUCACAGAACAGCACUGGUCCAUGGACCACCACUUUACAAUAAUAUUAAUAAUAAUACAGUAAUAAAUUUAUUAUUUAUACCCCAUCCAUCUGGCUGGGUUGCCUCAACCACUUUGAGUAGCAUUGCUCUAAACCACUAUGUGCCUGUACAUAUGGGAGCUCAAACGUGGUUUACAUUAAACUAUUGUUAGUGUGAGUCACAGUUGAGUGUCAUGUCUUAAUUGAGCUUCAAAUGUAGAGUUUAAAGCUAUACUGCAACUUGCUAUUUUAGUCACCUUGGAAGUCAUGUCAGAAUAACCCAGUGAUAGCCAAGGGAUAGGUGCACUUGACAAUCUCUGUCUUUCUUUCUGUCUGCCUGUCUCAACAACUAGAUCCACACAGAAUAUGUAAUAGCAAACCUCUGCUUAGGCCUGUAAAUUUGGCUCCAAGUCUUUAAGGCUAGAAAAAUAUUUCAUAUAUUUGGAGUUGGCCUAGGGGAAAAAAUCCACAGUUGCUAGACAGCAGUAUCAACCCUUUAUGUAUUGAUCAUGGUGCUUUCUUAGCUUUGUUGGCAAAUCUGGAAACAGAUACUAUUUGACAUUAGAACUGCACCCACAUCCUCUGGCCACAUAGUGCAUAUUAUCAGUGUACAUCUUGCACUUUCUAUCUUUACUCCUAUUUCUCACCAAAGUAUUACUAACUGGAAGAGCACAUUGAAUGCAGACCAGGUUUCUUACUAGCUCUGCCAUGUAAAAGAUUAUUCCCCUGUUUACUUUAAUCUUUAAUCUGAACCUUCUUUUGCAUGAAAACAUUCCUUUUUGGCACUUUGAAAGAAUGGCACUGCUAGAUGCUUGGUGAGAUUAGAGAAUUGUCCAUGGACUGUAGUCAAUAACUAUUAGCUUAGGUAACUUUCCAAAUUGCAACUAGUGACUUAUGGUGCAGGUUAAAGAGAAACUUGCCUGGCGUUGUACACAUUGGAAAACAUAGGUUUAUUUGCAAUUUGUUGUACUGUAUUAAUUCAUGUUUUGUAUUUCAUAGAUUAAUUGUGCUAAUACUAAAAUUUCUGAGUUUAGUUCACAUGCAGUAUUCUUUGUGGGAUUUAACCCUGGUGUAAAAUCUUUCUCCUUUUCCAUCUAUUUCUCUGUGACAUAAUAGGAGGAUGUUUCAUCCUUCCACUACCCUCAAGGAAGUAAGACUAUGUGUGAAAUCAUUGUCGACUUAGUGCUAUUUGAAUUCUAAUAUGUAAUCUUGUCCACUCAAAUCUAGCUUCCAUCUCAGUCUGCAGAAGGCAGUCAUUCUAACCCACUGAGAGAUGAUGGAGUGGUCUCCCUUGCAGAUGUGGGGUGGGUUGCUGAAGAAGAAAGUGAAGUCUUUACACGGCUCAGGUAUGUUUUUUGAAGCUGCCCCUCUGUGGUUGAUUCUUUAAGUCAACCUGUGUCAAGGGAAGCAGCAGUGUGUCAAACUGAACUAGAUAUCCUGUUCAUUUGAAUGCUGUCAAGUGUUGUUUUCACGCAUAGAGAAACAGCAGAGUCACCUAGACAGCCACAAGUUUCAGCACCCAUGGCACUUGGAAGAUAGGGAAUGAACAAUGUAAAGGCAGGUGCUUCCAAUGUUUAGAUUAUUGGGUGUAGGUUAGGACUCUGUAAUGUGAUGUAAACCCAAAGAACUGCCUCUGGGAUGCACCAGUUUCAUUUUGACAAUAUGAGAAGCAGAGAGUUGACAUAUUGGUGAAGUGGGGUUGGGAGGGCAUUGGUUCCAUUCUGCAUUACUGAAUGACGAUCCUACAGUCCAUAAAGCAAGAGAUGACUGCAGAGAAAGCCACAGUAUUGCCAGUGCUCUCUUCCAUUCCUGCAGAAAGUGAUAUGCUGUUAUGAAGUGUUUCACAUUAAGUGUGACUAUAGGUUAAUGUGUAUUCCUGUGUUGAUAGUGGCACAUGAAAAUAUUUUGGCUGCCAUUAUACAUUAAAUUUACGGAAAGAUGAGAAAGGGGUGGCUGUGUCUUAAUGAAAAAAAUCAGAUUUGGGGAAUUCAAUUUGAAGUGAGAACUAGCUAGUUGUGGCAGUCUUAAUAGCCUAUGCAGCCAUUCAUUCCCUGAACAAAGAAGUAGGGGGGGGGGACGACACCUCAUGCCUUUAGAAGGUUUAGGCUGCAUAAGAUGCUGUGCACAUGGAGUUCCAAUCACACAACAGGACUUCCCCUUCCUCUCCCCCUCUUCUCCUCACCACUGCUCCCUUUAGCUUGCUUGAUAAUGGGUUUUUUUAAAAAGUACUACUGUAUAUUGUUUUGUUGAUUACAGAUCAGACGUUUGGUCAAAAUCCCAAACAUAUCCUAGAGGUGAAGGCUGCUCAGGAAGAGAUCCAAAUAUUCAAGUACCUUUGCCAAAGCCAUUGCAAGAAAAAGAAGACUCCAAGAUUGCUGUGGCCACAAAUGAUGAAGCUCUGCAGAAAAUCAGUGUGCUAGAAAAUGAACUUGCCAGUUUAAGAGCGCAAAUAGCCAAAAUCGUAAGCUUACAAGAACAGCAGAAUAUGACAGCAGGUAUUUUAAAAAAAAAUUAUAACAAAGCUAAUUUUAUUAUUUUUCUUUCAAAUUGACUUUCUUUCCAAUGGGUCUGAUUAUUCUUUGCAUUAGAAGUGGUGACUUCCAUAGUUGUGGUAUCUCACUUCUUAACUCACCUUGACAGGAGAGAACUAGAAGUGGGUCAUACUUUGCUGUUCCAUCCACUGGACUAUUCAUGCCUUCGUAAACAAUUGCAGAAACAUAGGCUCAAGGUGAUAUUGAGUCAUUGCUGUGUUAUCUGACAUUGUUGAUUUUAAAGGUGCUGAUUGGCAGUAGUUGAAAAAGCUUGUCUGAUUACUAUUCUGAUGUCUAAAAACAACUUUAUGAAAGCUUCAGUUAACACAUUUUGGGUGUUGAAUUAUUCUUUAAACCAUAUUUCCAACUUAUUCAUCUCUGAUUAGUGACUGCUAAACAUGAAUUGGAAGACUGCCAGUACUUCUUGGAAGAAGUAUAAAGACAUUAACUACUUGAUUGCCUUGCAUUCCCUUUCCUUUGUCUCAUUUAUCCCCUCUUAAUAAUCUACUUUUUCAUAGCAGUCUGAACAUGACAGCGGAGGGUAUUGGAAGGACGAGAAGAACAACCUUGUUUCCUAGCUGGCAAGGUCUUUAGUGUUGCACGUUAAAUUUUCUGAGACUGCUGCCAAAAUCAACCCAGUAUCUGCAGUUGUAAGCUCUAAAGCACUGCUGCACUGUUCAAAUAUGUUUGAUUUGGUCAUCAUUUUAUAAGAUGGCUGGUGAUGGCUUAUUAUUUAUACAUUUGUCAUACUUCUAGCAUUCUCUAGUGGCUUAAACAGAAUCCACACCCAUUGGGUAGAAAUUUUAAAACUUGUUCAACACUAGUAAGCCUAACCAGAGAAUGGGGUUCCAAGCCUUUUUGGCACCCUCUACUCUUCUUGCAUUUCCUUCCUAGAUAGAUGUCUGUCCCUAACUGAAAAAUACUACAUUGCUUUGAUGGGCUUUGUUUUUGAAAUGAUAAUCAUUAUUUACUGAAGAAUAUUGUUGCAUAAUUAAAUGGACUAUUUUGUUACAGCUGGAGUAAGUUCUGCAGCAUCAGUUCCUGUCCUAGCAGGAGUGCCAGCACCGCCCCCGCCGCCCCCACCCCUUCCACCUCCACCACCGCUCCAGCAGAGCACUUCUGCCAUUGAUCUUAUUAAGGAGCGCAAAGGAAAAAGAGUAAACUCUGGACGGACUUUUAUAGAUGAUGAUUCGAAGAAGCCUGAAAUACCAAACAUGCUAGAUAUUCUCAAAGAUAUGAACAAUGUAAAGCUGCGAUCUGUGAAAAGGUGAAUCUACUACAGCUCUCUGUUCAGGAAGGUUGGGGGGGAUGGGACUUUCAGUGAGGAAACCUAACAAUGAAUGGUUCCUUAGGUUACAUACAGAAGUAAGUAGCCAUUCAUUUGCUUAAUCAAGGUAACACAUACCCCACUGCAGCCCCCUCUUGCACCAUCAUGCACGCUUUCGGAUUAGGAGGAACAUCACAUCCCUCUUUAGGUAAAGUUAGCAGCUCAGGGCCAGGAGAUGUGCUGUAUCAGAUAAGAGGCUGGAAGAUGUGUUGUUGCACUUGUAGCUGGUAGUACCAACCCUUCCGGGUUGGGGGGUGGAGAGAGAGAGAGAGGAAGCCAGUCUUUUUGCAGGCAUUUGAAGUGUCUACAACUCAACGGUUUUGAUCUAUUCUUUUGAAGACCAGAGGAGAGCACCAAACGAAAAGCAGCCGACCCAACAGAUCCUGCCGCACUAAUAGCUGAAGCUCUUAAAAAGAAAUUUGCUUAUCGAUAUCGAAGUGACAGCCCAAGUGAAACUGAGAAACAGGCUCCUGAAUCUGACACAAGGCUGGUAAGUACUGCAUCCAAUUUAUGAUUCACUGAAGUCUAGUGACUAGGAUUUUAAUCCUCCCUCCCAGUUCUCCCUUGACCUUUAAAACUGUAGUUGUAGCCAACUGCAUAUAUCUUAAGGAUCAUGCACUGGAAGUUGACCCGGCUUGCCACUGGAAUGUGUAGAAGUCUCUCUGCCCCCAUGCACACAAUUUCUGAGAGCUUUUCUGACUUGGACUCCCUCUGACAUGCUCCAGCCAGCUGCUGGAGGAGCUGGCCUGUGUAGCUGUGAAACCCUUCUCACAUGUGGAGUGUAGGAUUAUAAAAUGGGUCUGUCUACAGAAAAUGCAAUGGGGAGCAUGAAGAUGCAGGCUGCUAGUCUGUCUUAUUUUUUACUGAACAGACUGGUGAAGUUAGCAUGAUGUCAUUUGUCUGUCCCUCCAUUAGCCUACUUGUUCACUUGCAUGUAAUUCCUUGCUACAUAUGAACUAGGAAAGUUGUUAAAUACUAUAGGGAAACCUUAUUGUUAAGCCCAUAAAAGUUACUAGCCUGCCCAAAAAGCCUAAUCCUGCUUUUUUUUCUCUCCUAAAAGGAGCCCCUCUUUUACCACUUUGCUACAAAUUUCUAUAAUUUUUACUAUUUAUUAAAUUUGUAUAUUGCCCUAUACCCAUAGGUCUCAGGGUAGUUCACAGGAUCAGGCUAGCAGUGCAGAAGGCUGGCAAAGGGGAAACAAAGCACUCUCCUCCUUUGCCAGUCUGCCUUGCUACCACAGUAGCUGCAGAGAAGGGGUCUCACUGUGUCUUAAAACCUGCUCAUCCUUAGCAAAAUUCACAUACCCAUGUGCAGACUCUUGAUCCCCAAUGGCAACCAGAAAAAUAGUUAAAUACAAGCCUUCUAUAGAGCAGCUGCAAUAUAGUGCUAGAUUACUGAGGGCAAGGUGAGCAGGAAGCUUCUUUUCUAGUCUCAGAACAACACUUGCACUGGGGAGAGUGGAUUUCCCAGCUACAAAGGCCCCCUAAUAUGUUCUAUUGUAACAGUCAGCUAUCACCAAUAACUGGGCUAACUUACACAGUUUGUCCCAUUGCUAGUUGGUCUUUAGGCAGAAUGGCAUCAGAGGGUAUGUUGCAACUAUUGUUCAUUAUUUCAGUUGGUGGUCAAGAACAAGUAUGUAAUGAAAUAACUGGUCACUGUACUAGAGGUACACAGAAUUUAAGGGGGUUUGGAAGACAAGACGGACAUGAUGGUGAAGCCUAAUUCAAACUAGAGAGCUUCUUGCCAAACAAAGGUUUACUUGUACUUCAAGAAUGUUGAACACAGGGUUGGCUCCAUUUAGUGCCCUGGUCCUAACAGAAGUGUUUUUGAUGCUGCAGGUGCCUCUAACAGAAGAUGAGGCCCUUUUUGCCAAAUCGCUUUUCCCCUAGCACCUGCACGAGAUUGGCCCCAGAGAGUAGAGGGGCCUUGUGGAGUAGCAGGGAAGGUGUAGGAAGAAAGAGGAUUUGUCAAAAACUUACCCACAUCAAGCUCUUCUGUCAGCAAAUGCGUCUGCUGCAUCAAAUGCCCUUAUAAAAGUGCAAGACCACUAACUGAAUUCCACUCUUUUAUUUAUUUGACGAGAUUUAUAUACCACUGAAUCAACAAAAACCUCUAAACAGUUUAUGUAAAGCAUGAACUAAAAAUCAAAUGUUAAACAUUCAUAUAAAUAAAAUCAGCAGUUUUAAAACAAAUGUAAAUAUUUAUAAACCCUAUUUGGUUUUUAAGCUCCAUUAUUUCACUUCUGGGUUUGCUUCUUAAAUUUCUCAGUUUUAAAAUUGAUCAGGAAAAACCACAAGUAGAAGAAAUGUGUAAGAAUGACUUCUGAGUACAUGCUAGCAGUAGCCUGUAGCCUUGGUGUAUGAACUUACUCCCAGUAUAUGCAAAUCCUUGUGCUUACUCUCAUUCUCUUUUUAUAGUUUGGGCCACACAUGCUGAAGCCUACAGGAAAAAUGAAGAAUCUAAUUGAAAACUCUUAA